Molecule: messenger RNA, 22418 nt
Organism: Pocillopora meandrina
Lineage: Eukaryota; Metazoa; Cnidaria; Anthozoa; Scleractinia; Pocilloporidae
Source: the annotation of a GenBank genome assembly
GAUCACGAGAUUUAAGGUAGGGGAUUCAUUUCGUCGACAAUCCCUCCUCUACGAAUACUAUCGCAAAACUUUCUCACUUCUUCGUUAGAUCUUGUCAUCUUCCACCGCAACGAAGUUACUAUUUCACCAUUUCUCUCGCCUAAGAAACGUAAAAUGGCGCAAGAAUUGAUGUGGAAAUUACGUCAUAUGCACAAUUGAUCACCACCCUUCCAUUCUCUAACGAAGUUUACUGCGCCAAUUGCCGGUCUACUUCAAUCGUGCGACUUUUCGGUAGACCACACUCAACAUUAUUUAUAAUUCAUUAUUAGGGAGAGCAAGCGUUUGACAUCCUUCAUUAACUCGAGAGCUCUAAAAUUCUACUCCACCGGCGGAAGGAAAUUCGGUGGUUGCGUAAAUCUUGAUCCAGUCUGAGGGAGACCGGUUUAUCAGAUUUACCGGCUGAACUGGAUUCAUUGUCGAUUCACGUGCAGAUUUGUUAAAUAUAGAAACUACUAUUCUGAAGCCAAAAUAGUUACCAGUGAACACGAAACGUUGAUUGCAGGGUAUUCACUUUUCACAAGGAGUCCUAAGAAUUCGUGAGCCCAAAGAAUAUGACCCACAGCCUCGAUUUGUCGGAACAACAAGCCCUUCUUGACAAAAGGAACCUACAAGGAAGUCGUUAUGAAAGCCCAUACUACAGUGGUAGUGAAGUAACUAUGCUUAAUCAGCCAGGUGCAACAAGUGAUUUAGACACUACCUCCAGUGCUGGUGUGUUUAAAUCUCGUUCAGUGAUCCAACGACCGGGUGAGAAUCAUUACGCGGAGGGUUUACCUAUUUGGAGAGCAGCUCUUUUGGUGGUAAAUUCAGCUCUUGGUGCUGGAAUUUUGAAUUUUCCCCAAGCAUAUGCGCAAUGUGGAGGCAUUACAACCGCUCUUACUGCUCAAAUGGUGGGUAUUAUGUCAUUAGUAAGAAAAAGAAACGACUUAAUCACAUAUGAAGACCCAUGAACUAGACCUUCUUGGUGCAGGGUUAUUGGUUAAAUUUCCGCACAGCCCCAUACUACAUUAUGCAUUCAGUUCUUGAAAAGAAAAAACAAAUUUUGUUUUACAAUAGUAUGGGGAAGAUUAUCUCUGAUUUAUUUCUCGAAGGGAAAUAUAUUUUUCCUUCGUCCCACACGAUUUUUUUUCAAGGUAAUUAAGCUCAAAAGUUAUCAUCUUCCCUAUAGUAUUGCCGCAAACAGUGCUUUCUAAAGUGCUAAUCCGGUGUGUGUUUUACAUAUGAACCCAAAAUUGGCCUAGCCCAACAUGAAGGUUCUUUGUAACUCAGAGGGUAGGAUCUGAUGGCUUAGGGUUCUAUUCCUGUGUGAAACUCAAAUUUUUGCUAAUUUCCAUUUAAGAGACGUGACACACAACAUCUUCCCAUAUUAUCACUGUUGUUGCGGUAGCCGGCCCUGGCAGCUAGUUUUAGUUAUACCAAGGUCAGAAUAAGAUGACAAGUAAAUGCCCUGUGGACUUUUGUUAACCCUUUACUCCCUAACAUUAGUAUAUAUAUUCUCCAUACUGUUCUCCAUACAUUUCCUAAGGUACUGGCUGGGAGAAUUUGUUAAACAAUCAAGAGUUUCUUCAGUUGGUGAUCAUUUCCUUAUAUUCUCAUUAUCUUAAAAUGUGAUUCAUGGUUGAUAUUAAAAGAGAAAUUAGAUGCUAGUUACUCUUAAGAGCCAAGCUGUUCAAUUUCCUUUCAGUUUGUAAAUUUCUAAUUGAUGGUGAACCAGAAUUUUUGUAAUACAACAUUUAUUUUUUUAUCUUUCGCAGUCUUUAUUGGUAUUUAUUACUGGAGCAUUCCUGAUCCUAGCAUAUUGUGCCGAAAAUCAUGGCUCCCAGAAUUUUCAAGAGAUAAUCCGUGAAGUACUUGGUCCAGGGGCAUACAUUUUAACACAGAUAGUCAUUAUGUUAUACAUGUAUGGUUCUACUGUGGCAUAUAUGAUUUUGAUUGGUGAUCAACUGGAGAAGGGCAAGUAAAGUGAUAUGUCACCUCCGAGUUAUAAUUGAUUUCCUCUUUUUAUGGUUGUCAUGGCCUUAAGCAUGGUUUUUAUCCUCUCACCAGACAUCUAACAAAAUUGUUCGGUGAUCUGAUCAUAACUCUGGGCACAAGUACACGCUUAUUUUUACUAGGAAAUGUUUUUGUGGUGGGAGACAUGGACACCAGGCUGAAAACAGUUAAUGCAUUGUGUUGAGAUGUUGGUUCUCAGGACCUUAUUUAUAAGAUUUGGUCAAAAUCCUAGCCUACCAAAAGCAACUUUUAUUGGCACCAGUUAUUUAAAAAAGGUUUCUAUGGAGACCCAAACUUAUUGUACAACAUGCAGCAAACUUCACACAAGUUUUACCACUUUAGUUACAAACGUACCCAAUACAGAUAUUCUACAUAUCUACCAGAAAAUACGUAUGUGUACUUUAAUCAAUUCUUACAGAAGUUGAGUUUUUCUCAAGACAAAACCCCUUUUAUUUAGUGGUAUAAUGUACAGCAUGCAGGAUAGAGCAUGCUCUAUAGAGCUUAAUGAUACACUUUCUAUUCGAUGUUUAUAGUUGGAGAAGCUAUUGACUCUACUCCCGGCUGGUAUUUAAGUCGCGAAUUUCUCAUGUGUGCGAUGUGCAUUCUCUUUCUCUUACCACUGUGUCUUCCAAAAACUUUGAAAGUUCUUAGUUAUUCAAGGUGUGUUGAUUAUAACAAUCAUGACCCAGUUGUUCUAAGGGUGGAUAACACUAUCUGAGGGAUAAAUCAUUCUCCAGUAUAUGUGGUGGGAGACAAGGACACCAGGCUAGAGAUUUGUCCUGUGUAUAGCUUUAUGCACACUUUAAACAACUGGGGGCCAUGAGUUCUUCUAAAUAAAUAAUUUAUGAUCUAAGUGAACAUUGUGCCACUUGAGCCUCAGAUUUCUUGUGCUUUCUGACCUCUGGAACUUAAAGCAGUGUCCCAUUGACCACCAAAAGAACUGAGAGGCAAGAAACAUUUGUAAAAAAAUUUCUCACGUGUACAAAACUCAUGUAAAUACAAUUGUUAGGUCCAUGACCAGAAUUUUUUUUGCAUCUUUCCCUUUCACAUUUUUCACGAUUUUCCUAUCAACUCAAAUUCUGAAGCAAUAGUUUUAAGGCAUGAGACUAUACUUUUUUUUUUUUUUGCUCCUGUAAAAGUAAUAUUGACAAAUUGUCAAAAUGCUUUAGAGCUUCACUUGAACUUAGCAAGUUUGCUUUCAAUCAGUUGUGAGCUUACAAUAUGUAGUAUGAUUCAGUGGUAUUAUUUGUUCACAUUUUUUACUGACCUGUUGAUAAAUUAUUUUCAGUGCUCUUGGAACAGUUGGGGCACUUUUUGUUUGCAUAGUAACUGCAAUAAAAUACUUUGAUGGGCAUCACAUUGAUAGUAAAGACUAUGUAGAGUAAGUACCCCUAAGAAGAGCAAUUCUCAAUUGCAUGUCAAAAGUAAACCAAGAGUAUUUUGUCUUUUUUUCAUUAAUGUGAUUUAGCCUGAGAUUGGUCUACAAAACACUGUCCAUCCCUAUAACCAAUCAGAUGUAAAAUGAAUGCUCAGAUUCUCCUGCAUUUUUUAAGGUUUGCCUGUUUUAAUUUAACCCCUCAACUCCCAGAUCAAAUUUGUUACCAUCAAUCAUACAAUUCUUAUAAUGUUAGUUCAGAGAAUUUAGUAUUGAAUCAACUAAUUAUCACCAAAUUGAUCUUUUCUUUAUUCUCAUCACUUAUCUGGUUGAUAUUGUAUUGAUAUUGUAAGGAGAAAUUCUGUCUUGGUCACUUAUGGGAAUUAAAGGGUUAAGUGCUCAUUGGCUAAUGAUAAUGUAAACCUUUGUUAUGAUUAGUUAGUUUUGGAUUUUCAAUAGUUGAUUUGAAAAUUGCUCUGAUUAUUUUAACAGUUGGAUUGAUGAUGUAUACAAUCUUGGCAUGCACCUUUCCUAUAGUGGCUAAGUGUACAAUUCUGUUUUCAUUCCUUAGGAUUGAGGAAUCUUGGAAUUGGACUCAGGCUUUUGCUGCUAUUCCUAUAAUUUGCUUUGGUUUUCAGGUUUGUAUCAUUUUUAUUUUUGAUUUGGUGUAUAUACAUAUUCAAAUAUACAUUGAUUGUUUAUGGGAAUUUUAUUUAAAGAAAUUUGUGCAUCACAAUCUUAUUGAAAUAAUUGUAUGAAAAAUCUGAGAAGGAGCAAGAUGUCCUCCAAACAUUUAAAUCACACAAUACCUUAGGAAAGAUACUAAAUGUUGUUCAAUGGACAAAAUGAUUAGGGACAUUAGAAAUUCUCUUUGGAACACAAUAGCUAAACUCUGUCCAAUUAUCAUGACCCGAAAGAAACAGAGAAAGAAAGGGUAACUAAUCUUUGCUUGAUAUUACAUAAUUUAGUUGUAGUACUCACCACACAAAAAGCUUUUUGCUAACUUGGUCUUUUUUGUGUUUCAGUGUCAUGUCCCUUCAGUGGCUGUCUAUGCAGAACUAAAAAGAGCAAGUGUACCCAGAUUUGGCAUUGUUGUUGUCAUAGCAAUGGCAAUUUGUACCACAGCCUAUACCAUUACGGCAUCAUUUGGCUACUUAACAUUUGGCACAUCAGUUAAAAGUGAUGUUCUUUUAAGUUACCCUUCUAACGACAUUUUGGUGAAUAUUGCAAGGGUAACAAUAUGCCUCAUAGUUUUAUCAACAGGGGCAUUUGUUGUUUUUUGUGGAAGGUGAGAUACUAAAUUCCUAAGUUUAUAGUAAUUUCAUAAUUAUUUAAAAAUAAUAGUUUUAAAAAGAAAAAUUUUAGAUAUUCUUAUUUUUGGGACUAAAAGACAUUCUGAAAAAGUUAAAACCUGAGAAUUUUUAAUGUAUCAUGGUAAUAGAGAUACCCUAUUUCCUUGAUUAACCCUUUAACUCCCAGAAGUGAUUAACAUAAAACUUCUCCCUACAAUAUCCAUACGUUCUUCGGCAAACAGGUCAUGAGAAUAUUCAAACUUAUCAGGUAGAAGCUGCUAUCUUGAUCUCACACCAAGUUCUCAUAACUAAUUUACAAGGAAAUGUGCAGCAGCCACAGGGGAGAAUUAACAAUGGGAGUUAAAGGGUUAAGUGCCCAAGCUCUAAUAAUCACCCUUCUUCAAAUAAGCACCUACCUCCUAGAUCAUAAUGUUAAACAAGGUUCCCUCUGGAGCAGGUGCCUCCCCCUCCCUCAAUAACUAACUAUAAAACUCAAUAAUGUAAAUCAAGAGGAAGUGCCUCCCCCUCCCCCUCCCCCUCCCCCUCCCCCUCUCUCCCUAACUUUCUUAAAUAAUAGAGAUGCAAGGAAAACCUUUUUAUUGUGCUACUUUAUUUCUAGCAGUUUGAACUUCAACCACAGUAGAAUCAGUACAGGAGAAUGAUAAGCGCCCCCUCAAUUAAGCAGCCUUCUUCUGAUAACUGCUCCUCCUUUUAGCCAAAAUUUUAAGUAAGCCCCUAGGCACUUACUCAAAGAGGUAUAGUAUUUAUAAAGUACAGAUUCAACAAAAUUGAUGUCGGUCAAAUUUGUUACUUACAGGAGCUGUUUGGAGGGAUUGUAUUUGGCAGCCUUCAGAAUGCCUCCAACUCUUGCUGAAAUAUAUGAAAAACGGCGAAGAAUCAUACAAACAUUAGUGUGGUUUGGGUCAGCCCUUAUUAUUGCUGUUUAUGUGAAAAACAUACAAUAUGCAAUUGCACUUAUUGGGGGACUGGCUGCACUGUUCAUUUUCUUUUACCCAGGUAAGCAAACCCUCAUAAGUUGCAAUGAUUUGGUCACCAUGGUGUCCUACAACAUUUUGACGACUAAAUUUGCAGGGCAUGGCCAAUCUGGUAAUCUGUGCUCAACAGUUUUGUUGCAAUGUCAGGACAUGAAAUUAAUUUUUUUCUUCUGAGAGCCUCUCAGCUCCUGAAUUUUCCAAAGUGGUGGCCAAUUCAAAAGCUGUUGUUCACCAUUUUUAUAGACAAACUAAACCUUUUUUUACCCUGUCAGCGUUCUUGAUAGACCCUCCGAUAUUAAGCUAGGAAAAAGAUCUUUAACGUGCAACAAAGUGGAAACUAGGUUGGAUGAUAUACAACAUUCAAGCUCACCUAAAUCCAAGAUGGUGUCUAGUUAUCAAUCGAGAUGCAUGUGCUGCGUUUUUGAAACAAACUUAACAAGGAAGUUUGCCACAGAUUCAUCUCUGCAAAUCUUUUUAAUUCACUGUAUCUCUAGGUACUUAGGUUACGAUGAAGCAUUCUAGUUGCCAAUUUGGCGACUAAUUUUCAGGAUUUGGUCGCCAAAGUAAAAAAUUGAGUCACAUUGGCGUCUGUAUUAAGCACAAUUUUACACCCUGAAUGUGUCUAUUUUUGGCUGCUUACUUUUUAUGGGCUGACAUUAGAGAGAGAGGAAAGUUUUAGUGGAUUAUUUCUCAUGUUUUGUUGCUUUCUUCUGUGAAACUUUGCCUCUUUAUAUUUAGUUGCUUGAGUAGCUGGUUGUAAGAAAUUGCAUGAAUUUCUAUAAACAAAUACGAGACAUGCUGUUUACUUUAAAAUUAUUUAUAUGGUUUAGUUGUCAUUGAAUACUGCUGGAAGAAUAUAUAUAUAUUUUUUUUUUUUUUGGUUGACCAGAAUUGGAUUUCUGGCUACUAUUCCACAUUUUGGUUUGCUAAGUGGCAACUAUGGAAAAAGGCUCUUUCAGCCCUGAUUUGUGUUAAUUGUGCACUGAAAAUAUUGUCAGUUGAAACUUAGACAACUAGUUUGUAUCUUUUACAACAAAUGGCAUGUUCUACACCAAGUCACUUAUCGUAUCCCAUCAUGGCACUUAAAAGUGACCACUAUUCCUUGGUUCGAUGACCUCAAGUUCCUGCGUUUGCGAAAAUGAGCCAGGUUUACAAAUACUACAUCACUUUUUUUUAUUUUCAGGGAUCUGUCUUGUUCAAGAGAUGGUACAAUAUCCAGUUCUUACCAUGAAAAGGAAAUUAUUGAUUCUUCUGGGUCUCUGGUAUGUGGUUGUUGGAGUGUUCUUGUUUGCAGACUCUGAAGUAUUUGCCAUAAUGCAAGACAUAAAAGGAGGAAGUUUGUAUUGAUCAUUGUGUUUAUAAUGACAGACUCAGAUGUCAGUUUCCCAUGGCAUUAAAACAGUAGUGCUGCAAACAAUGAGAGGUGCAAAUGUUGGACAAACCACUAUGGUCUGCCAUGUCAAAGACUCAAAUCAAAUUGUCAUCUAAUUCUUUUUUUCAAAAAUAAUAUUGUAUAUACUGUGAAACUCUGAAGUCUGUGACCACUGAAAAUGUUUAUGGAAUGUAAUUGCAUUUAGGAAAAACAAGCCAAUCAAAUACAAGAAAAUCUUGAUUGUACAUGAUAGCAUUAAUAUUUAUUAAUGUAUUGUAUGUAGUUUUGUUUGGAUUACUUACAUACCAUCCUGUGAUUGGUUGUAACUCAUAAAACAUUCCAGAGAUAUUUCAGGUAUCAUGGUAUUCUGAGUUUUAUAGUUAUGUUAUAAUUUAAUACAAAUGUAUUUGUCACAAUUGUGAUCUGAAUCAAAUUGUAUAACAUGAGGUCCAAUUACUAAUAAAAUUAGUAUGAAUUAAAUUCAAGUCUCCAAAGUUACUACUGCCUAUAGUAGUUUAAGUUAGAUACUCACAAGAGGUAACUAGGAAUAAUCCAUUGUUAAUGUGCAAGAACCAAAACCCUAAUCAUAAUUAAAGAAUGCAGAGCCUAGGAUGCCUUUGACAGAUUUCUGCAGUGGUAGCAUGAAAACUGGCGUUAAAAAAAGUACGGUAAACUUGUAAGCCUUUUUUUGUCACAUAAGUGAAACACGACACGGAGGUCAACAUGACAAUCUGGUGUGUACCCUCAGUUUGACUCAGUCUGAUUCCCCCUUUGAAAAAUCCUGGUUAUGCCCCUGUACAGGUUUAGAACAAUCCAGUUGGCUAGUUUGUCAUUUAGCCGGAAUCAAUUUGUGUUUGUUGAUUAAUUGUUAUAACUGAUAUUUUGAAGAGUAAGAAGACCUUGUGGAUUACAAUUUAGGCUAUUAUCAUGGCAUUGGUUCAAAAUCUGCAACUGACAAUCAUCAUAAACAAAAAUCAUCAAAAAUUGCUUCUUUUUUGAUAAAUAAAAUAAAGAAUGGAAUGGAAGGCUCCAUCGUCAUAACUACGUGAUGUUGAGUUCGCGCGCUAAGAAUGAUAGAAAAGUUCACACGUUUGGUUAUCUAGUCAAUUUCGUCCAGUUUUUAUCUGGAACAAAAGUUUGUCGGCCGUGCGUACGAAGAUUUGUUUGUUUUUUUUUUUUUUUUCGGCUAAAAUUUGUUAAGUCGCGACAAAUCAUCAACAAUUGUUAAGUGUUGGUGGUGAUAGAAAAUUGGUCCAAAUAAACAACUUUUUCGCAAGUGCAGAGAGGCCCCCAGUUCAGCCUAAGUGUAGCCGCACCCUCUCCCCCCCAAAGGUGAAACGGAGGCGAGGGAGCCUGGCUACACGUGGGCUACCCCUAGUGGCAAAAAGAACCCAAGAAAUUCAUUAAUGCUGGCUUCACGGGAAUAGAAUGCGAAUGAAUAACGAGACAUAAAGUAAAGCGUUAUAGAUCUCUCGUAGCUUCUAAAGCCACAAUGGAUCAACUGGCCAAUGAAUUAAUUUGCCAUCGAAGACGCCAGCCACUAGCUUUACGAAAGUCGCGUGAUGUACUGCAGAAAACGAAAUUUCUUUUUUUAUGUGCCAUCUAUUUUUUGUCCUGCUGUACGAGGUCCAGACGGGUUGUCUAGUUGCCCCACCUAUAUCAAGUUAACGUGCUCCAGAUAAAACAUAUAUAUAGACAGGAGGGUUACCCCACUUAGGCGGGUUACCUCACCCUCUGGGGGUGCCCCUACUCCAUGUAAACAGGCCCAAAAAGAGCGAAAAAGUUAGCGUUGCGAUAGUAGCGGCUGAGCAAAAACGAGAGAGGCUUGGGUCGGGGUGCGACCCCUCCCAUUUUUACUCCCCUCCCGGCUACCUUCAGUAUCGUAUGGGGUCAUAUGGGGGACAAAAUUGGUAUCCCUUGUUCGUGCCGUCGAGUCAUUUGUUCGUGUCGUUGAGUCAUACUUCUGCGAAAGUUCUCAUUUCCUGUCCUCUAAACCUCCCUCGUCAUGUUGCCGGAUGAAUUUUCUGAUUCACGUGCUAUCUUUGUGGCGUGUCUCAUGUCGCUUUCUCCUAAAAAUUCGAGUCGCGUCACAUUUUGUGGCGUUGAAACAUAAUUCAUGUCGUAACGGUCAGUGGUAACCACGUUUUUAAUCGUCACGUGGUAUAUCGUCUCUUUCUUUAGAAAGGCGAGCGUGUUCGAUGACGUUCUUGACCUCUUGGUAGAAGCAAACAGUUAUCUGCAUUUGAAAGAUAGAAAUAAACAAAGUGCUGAGUGUUCUUUAACCUUGCCAUUAGUACAUUCUGGCGAAGUAGGAAGACUUGCCUUCGAGGUACCACGAGGGAAUUUGAAACUGUACUUAUGCUACGGUUUUUCAUUUUAAAAAAGUGUCGCAAUGUUGGGCACAAGCAGGAAAAUAAUCUGUAGACGAAUUCAGCUUUUUAAGGAGGAACCAAGGUAUACUUUUUUUUUUGAAGACUGUUCUGAUGACCUUGUAAAGAAAACCUUGCAAAAUUUUCCAAACUUCGGCAUUCGCAGAAUGAAAGGAUUCUUUCUUGAGGCUCCUCACUGCUUGGAACGGACCCUGUUAGUGUUUUGUUACGAACAAUCCAACUUAACACUGUCAAUCGUCGACACUACUUUGUCCAGGGCCCAUUAGCACCCAGGCAGUUGGAUGGAAACCACAAAUUAGUUGGGUGGGGGUUUGUCAUCCGUGGCUGUGUUGAUUGAUCUUCUCGAAGAACAAUGUUUUUAAAAGUGCAAUAAUAACAACAAGGAAUGUACAGUUCUUGCAUUGUUUUUGAAAGCUGUUUCAGGCAUUGGUCUUCCUUCAAGGGUGAGGGGAGAUCUGGCACUGAAACUGUUGAUGUGGCAUGGUUCAUGUUCUCACACAUCCACAGGGUGGACCAGGACGAGGAAGCUUUAUAGCGGGAAAGAGCCGUCACAAUCAGCAAGUAAUAGAAAGGUUUUUGAGAGGCCUUUUCCAUGGUUACACUUACCUGUUUCACCAUCCGACGACAUGACGAGGGGGUUUGGAAAUGAGGACUAUAGCUCUACCAAGUAUGACUCGACGACACGAACGAAUGGCUCGACGACACGAUCAAAGGGUACCAGGACAGAAAACGAGAACUUUAACGUCACGAAGUAUGACCCGACAACACGAACUAAGGAUACCAAUUUUGUCCCCGAUUUGACUCCAUAAUAUCGAGUCAUUUGACAUUGCUCUUCGUUUUACUAUCUAAACGAGACGUAACGCAUGGGACAGGUUCAGGCCUGGGACAGGUUAGUUUAGUCCCUCCUGCUGCUUUGUGGGGCUGUUUACGGAUUGAGUUCUUAUUGCUAAGUGUCAAAUUUGGCAUCGUUCCCAGUGUAAGCAAUAACAAGAGGCAUAGCAUGUGGCUGCAUGGGAAAGCCGACAGUGACAAAUUGUUUUGGUCACGUUCUUAUUAUUUUCAGUUGCUCGGCUCGUUGCCAGGGAGUUUAGUGUAUCUCGUGGCUUUUCCUUUGUAUGGAAGCAAGAUAUGAUGGUUACCUCCUUCCAGUCUUGAGUGAAAAUAAUAAUGAGCAGUGACUCUCUCAUGCGUUACUGGCAAAUCGACAGAGGUUGAACAUUAAAAUUUUCCAGGGAUAAAAGCUUUAUUUAUACUGGUCCUAGAUGUAAAUGCAAAACGGAAGUGUAAAUAUCAUAGACAUGAAGGUGAGUUGAUGCCAUUUUUCCCAGACGCUUAAAAGAGAAAAUUGCCUACGUCAAUGAAGAGCUCAAAGAUAUCGCCAUCGAGGGCUUUGGACGAAUACAUUUUAUUUAUUCGCAUUCUGUGGUACACGACUGGGAAACAGCUUUGCGUUGCUUCCACCAGAUUGUCGAGUCUUUAAAGAACGCGCACGCGAACCAUUACUUUGCCCUGUUGAACAGAACUUGCCUAUAGAACGGGCGGUAUUUCAUCUAUUCUUUUUUAAUUCAAGCAUAUUUUUCCCGUUAUUCGGUACGGCGGGCGCGGCACAAGUCUACUCGACGAAAAACACAGCAAAGCAAACCACGCGUUGCAAGUCAUGCGCAAGUCACGACCAAGUCUCAGGAUCCAGCGAUAAACUCCAGUAAAUGUAAUCAAAGAGUCUCGUCAAAUGUCACGGUACCGAAGUCAUAAAUAUCUGUUUGAACUUGAAGAGGCGCGAGAUAUAGAUGUAAACAGUGCAUCCUGUUGAUCAAUUGGUCCUUGUAUUCUUUAACUACCUAUGUGCGCUGAUUUAGCCAAAAUAUCGCUUUCAUUCACUCUGCGGAUUUUUUUUUCCUGGUGGAUCAAAUAGAGGUAAAUGUUAUUUUUUUUUGCCUUUACUUGAGAGCAUAUCUUAAAGCAGGCUUAAGUAAAUUUCGUGAUGUUUGCAAACUUUGAUCCUAACCACGGGACACCGGUUUCAUUGGAAAUUCACGUGCAGAUUUCUUUGGCAUAAAAACCAUUGUUGACAAAUUCGAUAUAGACAAAGUGAAAAACUCCGACGAAAUCGAAGUAUUCCCUUUUUUCAUUAGAAGUCUUCAGAAAUUUCGAGCUCCAGAGAACAUGAACCACAGCCUCAAUUUAUUAGAAAAAGAAGCCCUCCUAGAAAAGAACGGCGUGCCGAAUGGUCAUCAUGAAUGCACAGUCAUUCACUACAAUAAUAGUAGAGACAAUGUAAUCGGCAAGCCUGUCGCAAAUGGUGAUAGAGACACUAUCUCUGCCUCUUGCACAGUUAUCCAACGAUCGGAUGGAUCGGGUCAUUUCAGCAAGGGAAUACCCAUUUGGAGAGCAACUCUUUUGGUGGUAAAUUCUGCCCUUGGUGCUGGAAUUUUGAAUUUUCCUCAAGCCUAUGCACAAGCUGGAGGCAUUUUCACCACGCUGAUUAUUCAUAUGGUGCGUGUUAUAUUAUAUAGAAAUGAAAACAACGCUGAGCAAUUUCAACCACGAUCGCAGCAAUUGACCAAGAUUAGUUAUUGUGCUAAGUGCCCAUGACUAGGAUUUUUGCUGGUUGCUGUGACCGGUACUUAAAAAUGCAAUUUUUUUCUCCCCAUUUUCAUCAGAGCGUUCUAUAACGAUGCAAUUUGAAGGAAGUCAGAGUAGGAAAUAACAAACUGUAAUUUUUUCUUCUUGUCAAACAUUUUUUGAUUGCGUCAACAAUAUUGGGCCAAAAUAACGAAAGUUAAGGGGUUGGGAAUCAACUUGACGUAGAAUAACUCGGACUUAAAAAAUUGAAAUUCUCACUUCGGCUUAUCAUCCGAAAUUUCAUAAAAAUAAACCUAUUAUACACCAAACAGGCAAGAAGAUGACUGAAUAAAAUAAUAAAAUUUUCACUGGGUGACCCUAAAGGCCGGAACGGUGGAAUGAUGGAAUGGCGGAAAAUUACCCAAAAUCCUAACCGACGGAACUAUAAAUACGGUAUUUUCUCUUGGGUGGGGGAUAAGACCUGUAAACAAACCACUUGUACUAUGUCAACCAGGCGACAGAAAACGCAGAUUUUACAGAGCCAUUUACAUGGAACAAAACUCAACAUCAGAAACAAGCUUUGAAGAGACACUCCAAGUCGCGAUUACUCGUAAGGGGCUAUCCGAAUUAUCUGUUUGAAAGAAUCUUCAUGGGGUUUGAUUUCAAUGGUAGGAAAACAGCACUCCAGGAGAAAAACAAAGUGUGACUUACCACAUUGCCUUUUGUUUCACAAUAUAACCCAUCAGCAACCAGCCUUAAAAAGAUUUUAUUGAGCAACUGUCAAAUUAUUGCGAAGUAUCCUAAGCCUCAGGAGAUUUAUAAAGGGCUUCCAAUAGUUUCAUGUAAAAUGGGGAAAUCAUUUUUAAAAGGACGUGCUCAUUAGGGCAAAGGUCUAAAGGUCAGUUAAAAAUAACCUAAUCGUGAAAACAGCAAGAGUUCGCGUCGGCCUGUCAACCCACCCAACACCUCGACAAACACAGAAAAUCACAUCAAACAAACUGAACAGCCAACAACACAAUGUUACACAUUACGAGCAAAGAUGAUUUUUUGGGUAUUGAUUAAAUUUCCGCGGAAGUUGUGAUCAUGAGGGGAAAAAGGGUGAGGAAACAUUUCAUCUCACUCACAUACACGACCAGAAUUCCGUUGUGAUGUAGCAAAGGAAAAUACAGUAUUGAGCGGGAUGUGUGUGCUACCAUUCCGUCUUCAAAGUGACUAGCAUCUAAUUUCUUGUUACAAUAUCACCACUGAAUCACUCAUUGAUGUCAUGAGAAUAUACUGAGGAAAUGACUAUCAACUAAAGAAACUCUUGAUUGUUAGACAAAUUCUCCUUGUCAGCACCGUAGUAAAUGUACUGAGAACAGUAUGGAGAAUAUGAAAACUGAUGUCAGGGUGUGAAAUGUUACGGAUUUAGGGUGAUUCUCCGCCGUUCUGUCUCUCAGGACUUGGGGUAAUUUUCUGCCAUUCCGUCUUUUAGGAUGUAGGGUAAUUUUCCACCAUUCCGUCUUUUAGGAUCUGGGGUAAUUUUCUGCCGUCCUUUUUUUAGGAUUUAGGGUAAUUUUCCGCCACUUCGCCCUUCCGCCAUUUCAUCGAUCCUGCUUUUAGGGUCACUUGAUCCUCAUCACAUUCAUCAGUGUUACGAGGGUCUAUUUAAAAAACCGCAAAAAUUCGCAAAACAAUUCGACCGAAACUGAACGCGUGAAAUUACCGCCGCUUUUUCCCUCUUUUGAAGUAACACGCGAUACAGUGUUUCUUGAGGUCCUUCAGCUUCUACCGUUGCCGGCACGUGAGACAGGCUAAUAGUUCGAAAAAUGAUCAACUAAUUGCUCCACAUCGCAAGCGUUAGUCGAGACUUGGUUUGUCACGCAUUCCUCUCAAAAACUUUUGCGUUUCACGGCUAACGCUUACUUGCCGCUCAGAUCGAAGAGAAACCACAUCAGAUACCAAAUCCGAAAACUCUUGAGUAUUUUUGAUGAAAACCGAAAAUCAAAUGCUGAAAAACGGAAAAUCCGCAAACCGAAACGAACACCAAAGCCGAAAAACCGGAGUGCAUUGGCACAAAAGCCGCAAACCGAUGGCAAAAGCGCAAAACCGAAAAUCCCAAUGCCCCCCUUAAUUUCACACACUAACAUUGGUAUGCAUAUUCUGUAAACUUUUCACCAUUUCGUAUGGUACUGACACAGACAAUUUGCAUAUCAAUCAAAAGCUCCUUGAGUUAGUAAUUAUUUCCUGUUUAAUUGCGACCGUGAAGUGGUGAAGUCGUAAGGAUACUAUAGUCACUCUUUGGAGUCGAAUGAUUAACUGAUUCACAUAAAAACCGAUUGAAAAGUUUGUAAUCCAUCAAUAAUGAAUUUUAGGGCUACAUUAAAGCUUGCAAGAUGAUUUCACUUUACUUAGUAAAUUUCAUCAGACAUUGAAGUAGCAGCGUUGUCGCAUAAUCACGGUGGUUGCUCUUUUACAGUGCUUACUGGUGUUCAUUACGGGAGCAUUCCUGAUCCUAGCAUACUGCGCUGAAAACCAUGGCUCACAUAAUUUCCAAGAGAUAAUCGGAGCAGUCUUGGGACCGAGGGCAUGUGUUGCAACAGAGAUUGUAAUAACGUUGUAUAUGUUUGGUUGCACUGUGGCGUAUAUGAUUUUGAUUGGUGAUCAACUGGAGAAAGGUGAGUACCGGUAAAUUUAAUUUCAAAAGUAAUAAUGAUUGAAACAUUGAUCGACCACUCCCCCAACAGAGCUUUUAACUGACCAUUAAAAAAAUAUAUUGAAUAAAUAUUGUAAAUAAACAAAGAGUUAAAAGAUCCAAACUGGCUGGAAGCAGAUCAGUUGGCUCUAAAUUAACAAACAGCAGCCAAGGAGUCAAUAUCAGGCAACUGACAACAAAUCCAGUGAGCAGCAAGGACCAGAGGACUUGAACUUGGAACAACCUGAUAACAAGUCUAGCACCUUAAUGACUGCAUUCUCUAUUUUGUAUAUGUUUUUUUUAAUUAAUUUCCUGUCAUGUUAUUGUUAUGAUCAUAGUUCCAAAACAUGCUUUCUGUUCCUUCACUAGAGAGAGUUUUAGCCCAAGUUACUCUGUUAUAAUAUACCUGUGGUUCCCUGAGCCCAAUGUUUGAGUACAAAAUAAGAAUUGAAGAAUACACGUUCAGAGUCUGUUAAAGUUAUUUGUAGUAAUAGCAAAAUACAAUCUCAAGGUCACAUUUUCACAGGCUAUCGAAUUAUCUUUCCAUUUAUUCAGGUAAUGGUAAAAUUAGAAUGGUUGUAAUAGUGUUUAACUUGAUGGUAAAAAUUCUAGUAAAUAGUUCUUUUUGAAAUGUAAAGAGUUUUUCAUUUGAAGCACACCCCAAAGUGUGAACAGCUGCUUUCUGAUCAAGUACCUCUAUGUCCUUUGUAAUCAAAACUUUUUCCCUUUCAGUUGAAACACUAAGUACAACAAAAUAUAGGGCAUUCAUUCAAACUCUCUUCACUCUGAAAGAAAGUUGUAAUGGCACACAACAUUCAUUUUCCCUGGGAAAUCCAUAUGGGAAUUAGCCACACAUUAUAGUGUAGGUACUCAGAGAGUUGAUCAUACAUUUAUUUCAGUUGGAGAGGCCAUUGACUCUACCCCUGGCUGGUAUUUACGACGGAAAUUUCUUACUGGUGUCACAAGCCUUGUCUUUCUCUUGCCUCUUUGCCUACCAAAGACACUGAAGGUCCUCAGCUAUUCCAGGUGUGUUCCUUUGAUUAUAAAAACCAUGAUCUUUUAAGAAAUUAUCAUGUUGGGUGCUAUCAAGAUGAACCUAUGUCAUUGUGAUUUUUGUCAUCUGGAACUUAACACAGUGUCAUUAUAAUUUUUAGCUUACAUUUAUGCAGGAGCCCUUUGGAUUCUUUGUCCUUCUCACCUGCAGAUGUCCCCAUUUUCUUCCUAAUUUUAAUAUCGAUAUACAUUGUUCAUUUUUAGUUUUUGUGGAACAUUUGGGGCAUUUUUUGUUAGCAUGGUAACUGCCAUAAAAUACUUUGAAGGACAUCACACUGAUAGAAAGGAAUUUGAAGAGUAAGUGCAGUAAUUACAGUAAUUCACUCUUUACACCCUAACAUCAUUAUGCAUACUCUCCAUACUGUUCUCUUUACAUUUCCUAUGUUCUACUAAGGAGAAUUUGUAAAACCAUCAAAGUUUUGUUAGUUGCUGAUCAUUUCCUUUGUUCUUGUGAUUUAAACAUUUGAUUCAAGGGAUAGAUUGUAAAGAGAAAUUAGAACCUUGUCACUCUUAGGUGUUAAAGGGUUAUUAGGGAAAAAUCAUACAAUGGCCUUAUGGUCAGUGCACUGGACUCUGGGUCCAGAGGUCUGGGAUCAAGACCCAGGCACUUUACUGUAACAGUGCCUCUCUCUCUCUCCACUCAGGAGUGUUAAUGGGUACUGUCAAAUUGUCAGGAAAGCCUGUUGAAAUGCUGGGGGUACCCUUGCAAUGGAGUAGCAUCCCAUCCUGGGGGAAAGUAGUAAUACUCUGUCACUUCAUGCUACUUAGAGACUGUGAAAAGCUUCAGGGUGGGUUAACCCUUUAACUACCAAGAUCUGAUUGUUAAUUCUCCCCUCCACUGGCUUAACAUUUCCUUGUAAUUUAGCCAUGAGAACUUGGUGCUAGAUCAGGAUAACAGCUUCUACUGGAUAAGUUUGAAUAUUCUCAUUACCUUUUCGCUGAUAAAUGUAUGGAUAUUAUAGGGAGAAGUUUCAUAUUGAUCACUUCUGGGAGUUAAAGGGUUUAUAGGCUAGAGUGUAGACUCUACCCUUUGCAGUAAUUAUGAAAAACAUUUAAAUUGAUAAUGGAGACAAAAUCAGUACUAAUAGACUCUGUAAGUUAAACAUAUUUCUUUGUAUUUAUUGGUUUGACUUACAAGAUUUGCAAAUAUUUUACAAGUUGCAUGGUGUUUAUUAUUACCCUGGUUCUUCUUAGAAAGUGCAACUAAAUUCCCAGACCCAGAAUACAAGAUUGUUAGUGGGUACCUUCCUACAGCUGUACCUUCACAUUGACCACAGAGCAACACUCAUUUUGUUUAGUUUUGUUUUUUCUUCUAGCUGCUAAAUAAUUAUAAUAAGGGUGCUAUCCUUGCAAGUCCCUGAAAUGUCUUUAGUUUGAUUGAAUGAAGUGGGAAGAUGAAUGACAUGCCAUGCUAUGAACAUGUUUUAGUGAUUGUUUCCUUUUUGAUCCAGUAUAGGCAUAUGCUAUUGGUCUGUUUUCUGUCUUUUCCAGUCAUAUUUGCUUUGUCACAAAUGGUCAAACUAGGAGACUACAUUGUGAGAUGGACAUAUAUUCUGGACAUUCUCUUGAACUUUCUUAGUGAAAUAACAUCACAUCACAAUUGUAAUUUAUACCUCUUUGUUAGAAAGAAUAUAUUGUUAGUGACAAGAUUUUAAUUUUGUUGUCAUAUCUUAGGAUUGAGCUGCCUUGGACAACCACAUUUUCUUCAGUUCCCAUUAUUUGUUUUGCUUUUCAGGUUUGUAUUGACCUAAGAAAUCUUCUUAUCAUCAUGAGUUUUGUUUAUUACUAACAGUAACAAAUUGCAGGGAAGGUGCAUGCAGUAUGAAAGUGCAAAAUACUGAGCCCUUCUGAUACAUCUGGAUUGGGAAAAACAGUCUUGCCAUCUCCUCGGGCCAAGUUAUGCAAUAAGGAAGGACUUCAAUUAUUGCUAAUCAUAAAUGCAAAUUAUACAACUUUUCUGUCCCAAGAGCAUGCAACCUUCCUUUACCAGUGUUUAGAGAAGAACAAUCAGUAAAUGGUUUCUGCAGAAAAUGUCGGGGUUGAAGAACAAUAUACAGUUACUACAACAUCUAUUUUGGAGGAAAAUAGCAACAUUGUGAUUUUGCUUGUCAUUUAUCACCAUGUUCCAUUGUUACUCGCUUUGAAGAUGAAAUACCUCUACACAGAUUAACAUAUGGGCAGUCUGCAGCCUUCCUCUAUAUCUAGGCAGUUUGGAAAGCCACAAAACUCGAGAAAAAAUAUUUAACUUUUAAAUCAGCACUCCUAUAAUCCUUAAGAUAUCCACAAAUGCUUUUCGUCUCAUUAAUUAUCUUGUAACACCUUACACAAUCAAUGGCAAACCAUCAACUGACUAUUCACAGUCUGAGAACCUCACCCCAAAAAAUAAUAUUCUGUGCAUUAUUAGCACACAGUUCUUGAUAUUUGCAAUCACUACUGUUUCUAAUGUGGUCUAUCCAAUGUUUUUAGUGUCAUGUACAGUCAGUGGCUGUUUAUGCAGAACUGAAAAGAGCAAGUGUACCCAGAUUUGGCAUUGUUGUUGUCAUAGCAAUGACAAUUUGUUCCACUGUGUACAUCAUCACUGGAACAUUUGGUUACCUUACAUUUGGCACAAAUGUUGAAAGUGAUGUGCUGAAGAGUUAUCCAUCUAAUGACAUUCUAGUGAAUAUAGCAAGGGUCACAAUGUGUCUCAUAGUUUUAACAUCAGCAGCAGUGGUUGUUUUCUGUGGAAGGUAAGAUAGUGUACUACCAAUAUUUUUUGCAGUUAUUUUUUGAUCAUUAACCAUUUACAAUGUAACAUCAGUAUUUAUAUUAUCUACACUUCUCUCUACACAAUUCCUGAGUUGCUGAGACGGAGAAUUUAUGCAAUAAUCAUGGGUUUCAUUAGUUGGUGAUUAUUUUCUUUAUUCUGUCCAGCUUAGUGUUUGAUUAAGGGGUGAUAUUGUGAGGAGAAAUUACAGUGUAGAUGUCGAACAUUAUUAGGGGUUUCAGAGUCAAUACUUCUAACAAACCAAGUUCACAAUCAAAUACUGACAGUUACCAUAACAACAACAAUAAAAAAAAAAAGUUAUCAAAAGUACAGGUAAAUUUACAAAAUCGCAAAAGUUAAAAUUGGUGAAAUUUCCCUGGUACUCAGUUGUGAGGAUGUUUACAAUAAAGUUUGGAUAUAACGCAAGCUGUCAUUGAUUGAAAGCCUGCUCCAUCAGAGUAUAGAGCAUGUUUAUUGAUGAUGCUGUUGUUUGCUUUGGAAGUAAAGUUUGUUUUGAAAAUUGAAAAUAAUGCGUGGGGAAUUUAACAGAUUAGUUACUAUAAAACAAAUAGAGAAGCCUUGGCUGUGCUCUGUUCUGUCGCAAAGCACACAGGAAGCAGUUAGAGCGUGAAAGAAGUGUUGGGAAAAAAACAAGACAUAGUUGAGUUUUUCCCCACUUCUUGAGUGGGGAGUUUGAGCAGGCUUCUCUAUUUGUUAAAUAUAGUACAUAUUCCAAGAAUUUUAAAAUUUUUACAAAGCUCAAUUUUAACAACAUUUCAUUUCUGUUACUUACAGGAGCAGUUUGGAUGGCUUGUAUGUGGCAGCCUUCAGUGUGCCUCCCACAAAAGCAGGAAAAGAUGAAAAACAACGGAGAAUCAUUGAAAUACUACUUUGGUUUGGGUUAUCCCUUAUAAUUUCUUUAUGUGUGCAAGAUGUAUUGUAUGCCAUAACAUUUGUUGGAGGACUAGCAGCCUUGUUCAUUUUCUUUUAUCCGGGUAAGCAAACACUCCAUGCAAAGAGAAAAUGUUCUAUCCUAAGAAGCUGAAUUCUACACCCAAGAUGCAUUUUGAUUGGCUCUUCCUCAUGACCUAUCAGGGGACUUAUGCAUAGAUGUUGUUACUACUGACAAGUUUUGCUUCUUUGUUAUAUAAAGCCAACAGAUUCCAUAUUGGCAUGCUCCUGUUCAGUAGUAGAUCACAGAUGUCAAAUUGUGGUAAGAUCAGACUGUGCCUCAUGUUGCACUUCUUUGUUCUUACUGCAUUUUGACCUCAUAAGUGAUCUUUUACUGAAUAGAUGCAUGGUAACAUGGUAUCUAUUUGUGAAAUGGUGAAGACUUAGCGAAUCUUGCAGACAUUAUAAAGAAAUAUUACAAAUUUUGAGUGGAUAAUGUCUUAAUACAAAAUUGCCAUAAAUACAACAAAUCCUCCUUGCACGGUUGGGUAGCACAUGCAAAAACACCAACAUAAUUUUAGCCUUACAUGAAUCAUGACCUCAAAUUUCUUCACUUGCAAUGUCUAGUGUCUUACACAAAUUCAUCUUCUUUUUUCCUGUUUUUUUUUUUUUGGUUCAGGGAUGUGCCUUGUUCAAGAGAUGCUACAAUAUCCAGUUCUCACCUUGACAAGAAAACUAUUGAUUAGUCUUGGUGCCUGCUAUGUUGUUAUUGGAGUGUUCUUAUUUGCCGACUCUGAAGUGUUUGCCAUAUUGGAAGACAUAAAAGGAAAAGUUGGGUCUUAGUCCCACCUGGAAUCUAACCCAAAAUCAAAGAAGGGAGUUCACUGACUGCUUUCAAUGGAUGGCUGCUUUUUCACUUUCUUCCUUUCUGCUUUCAGCUGGCAUGUUUUAGGGUGCUACAUCUAAUUCUAGUCCUGCUCAUGUUAUGAUGUUAUGGCAUAUGGCUCUCAUAGGGGGAUGUUUUUAUUUAAUGACACUUUUCAAUAUGAGUAAAGCCACCAUCGGGCCACACACAUCUUGUGUAAAUGAUGAUUGCACUGGUAUUCUAAUUAGAAAUGAUGGGAAGACCAUGUUGUCUACAAUACUUUUGGAAAUAAUCAAAGAUUAAAUUCUCAAUCACAUGGCAAUAUUUAGCAACAUAGAAUUUCCACAUCUGGAUUCAGUGUGGCUCAAGCCACUGAAAUUUAGUCUGCCAAGAUUCUAAAGUUGUUCACAAAAUUAAAUUUGUUAAAUAUUGUAUCAUCUUUUACAUCAAUACAAGAGUGGUUAUAUGUUAACAUUCACAAGCUAAAAUAUUGGAGCCUUUUUCACAAAAUUCUACAUGUUAAAAGUGAUCUUCUGUUUCAAGAAACUUUGAUAAAAGAAGGCUUUUCUAUGUAAAUAUUACAUUUGACCCAGUCACUCUCCAAUUUAAAAGUGUGUUUUUAUUCAAAAAGUAAUUUCAAAUAAUAUUUUGGAAAGAACCUCUUCAACAGCAGUAAUCAUUUAUCUUAACUGACAUUUUUAUUUACUAUUGGCAGUAAACAAGGACCAAGAUACAAUGGAUUGGGUGAGCUUUGUAAAAACACAUUGACCAUUGACCAUGAAUAUAUGAAAUCAUAUGUGUGAACUGCAGUUUAAGAAAUGAAUAUGAAAGCAAUCUUCAUGAAAGAUACUGUUUCAGUACUGCGAAGAUCGCUUUCAUGUAAAGAAUGACCAUGUCAUCCAUAAACAGUCGUGUAUAUUUUAUUUAUUAUUAUUAUUAUUUUUUUGAUGAGGGGCAAUAUAUUUGUUCAGUGUUUAGAGAGGAAAAUAAUGAGUUAUUUUUUUUUAAGUUAUUGUAGAACAAUAAAGUAAAUAUUAUUGUUAACUAUAGCUAAAUAGCUCAUUUCAAAACAAUUGGUGGUAAGAUACCCAUGAGUGAACCUAGGUUGAUGCUAUUAAAUUUAUUAAAUUGUGAUUGUAAAGAAGGAGUUGAUGAAAUUUAACCCUUUCACUCCCAGGAUUGACCAACAGUGAAUUUCUCCUUUUCAUAUCUAUACAUUUUCCAUGAGAAAGGUGAUGAGAAGAAGGAAAAUUUCAAUAAAGGCUUAUAAUUUGAUUUCACAAAAAAUAAUCAGAUCUGAAACAUAAAAAAUGUAUCGCAGAUAAUGUGGAGAAUUGAAAUUAGAUCUUGGGAGUGAAAGGAUGAAUUUUCUUAGAACUACUUUAACCUUACAAACUAAUUGCAAAUUUAAGAUGCCAAUCCUGUUUCAUGCUGAUGGCUAGUUGGGAGAAAAUGUAUUUGUUUAUGAGUAGUUUGAGGGCAGAGUCCCAGAGCAAAGCUGUAUUUAGAGAUUUGAACACUGUUUAUGUCAUUUCUAUGACCAAUAGAAGUAGUGUAGUAAAAAUAGAAAAUUGAGGUCAAUUUGUUGGUGAUGUUGUGGUCUAUGAAAUUUUACCCUCAAAGAAGCAAGGCAUUUCAGUACCACAUCCUCAACUUUAAAUCAUCAAAGAUUGAAAAAGUGAGACAUGUUGACAUGUCUCUUGUAGAGGUAUUAAUAUAUCUAACUUGUUCCUUAAUCAACCUCCAUGCAAACCAAAAUGUAGUUGUGAGCUCGCAAUAAAGUAAGAUUUGUAAGUCUUUUUAAACCUUCAACUCCCCAAGUGACCAAGAAGGAAUUUCUCCUUACGAUAUUGAAACAAUAUUAAGCAGAAAAGUAAAAGGAAUAAAGAAUAAUAUGAAUUAGGGAAUUCUUAAUUGAUUCAAUACCAAAUUAUCUGAACUAAUCUUGUAAGUUAGAAUUGCAUGGUAAACAGUAGGAAGACUUACCCCUGAGAUCUUGUGGGUUAGAGGGUUUAAAGCCAGUAAGUAAAAAUUAGAUUCUAAAAGAAAACUCAGAUCAAUGUCUAGAAUAAGUUUAGUGUCUAUAUUAAUGAAUAAUGAUCAAUUUAAAUAACAGUACAUAAGAUAUUCACAAAAAAAUUUACUUCAAGAUUUGUAAAUUCCACUUUUGGGUGC